This is a messenger RNA of Pocillopora damicornis (cauliflower coral), 2368 nucleotides long. Its product is annotated as C-Maf-inducing protein. The record is from RefSeq and is a predicted model, not a curated record. NCBI's taxonomy places the organism in Eukaryota, Metazoa, Cnidaria, Anthozoa, Scleractinia, Pocilloporidae. Gene Ontology annotation, cellular component: cytosol; nucleoplasm.
GCACGGUUUUCUCUUAAUGUUAAAAGAUCGAUGUCUCAUUUAGAAUAACUUUAUCGUCAAGAUGAAGUUCAAACGUUUAAAAUCCUUUUUCUCUCGACCCUUAUGCUUUGGUAGACGACGCAAGAAAGAAGAGAUUGAGUCUGUGAGUUUACUGUCGGACGCCUUGGCAAUCCACACGGCCAUGGCUGUGGCGAUAGCGAAUGGAGGACAACAGCGACCGCAACGUCCUCAAAGAUGUAGUACGGGAGCAGGACCAAAAUUCAAACUGAUCCACGAAGGAGACAUUCAAGUUUGUCGCCUAAACCAUAGCCGAACUUUAAUCAGCAAAGUGUUAAGUUCCAAAUUUCUAAGAAGAUGGGAAGCACAUCAUGUUUAUUUGGGAGACUUCCAAAUGUAUUCUGCCACGUGUGUGGGGUUCAUGGAAUGUCCUCUGUCUUAUCAAGAAAUACUGGAUGCAUAUACUGUGAACAGAUGGGACACUGGCCAGCAUUUCUGCAUUAGAGUUACAAUUCCAGAUGGCUCUGUAUUACUUAAGGCACCCAAUGCAUAUCUGAGAGAUCAGUGGCUUCAUUCAUUGAAAUGGAAGGUUAACUUGUUAAGAUAUAAAAGACUUAUAUCAAAAUCCAGUGAUCCUGAAGCUUUAACAAAGGAGCUCAGGGAACUUGUACUUUUCUCACUAACCACUCCAAUACAAGAUGACGUUAUAUUUACUGUUCCUUUGGAGAUGGUUUCGGAUAUCCUCGCACAUCAUUUCAUCUCAUUUUCUGAUGAGGAACAAGAAAACUUAAUAGUGGCACUUGCACCUGUUCUGGAAUAUGUUCAGCCUUCCCCUGAAGUUUGUGCUUUCUUUAGCAAGCAUUGCAAGGGCCAACUUUAUAAUAAUGAAGUACUAGAUGUCUUCCUCCCAGCUGUUCACAGAAUUCUUAAACAUAACAUGGAUUUUGGAAAAUAUCCACAUCUCAGAAUGUUUGUACAAGAUUAUAUUUAUACAUUGUUUUGCAAAGAUUAUGCAGAUGUUGUCAGAGAGUUUGUAGAGAGUGUUCACAGUCCAAGUGCCACCUGUCCACAUCCUCGUGUCCUUCCAAAUCUAGUUGCAGUUGUCCUCUCUGCAGUUUAUUCCACAUUUGAUCAAAGUGACAAGUUGCUUGUCAAGUACGAAGAAAUCAACACAAACUUUCUGCUCUGUUUCAUGACAGUCAUGGAUACCAUUGCACAGUUUGAAGACUGGAGACCCAAUCUAUCAACACUACUACAGCCCAUACCUUUCCCAAAAGAGGCUCUCAAGAACGAGACAUUUGUAUUGUACAUUAGUGCAGUGAUAAAAGCGUUUGCAGAAGAUCAACGGUGUGAGGUCCAUCAGUCCAUUCUUCCUGUCAGGAAAGGUAAAGAUGGCUGGAUCGACAUCAUCUGCCCAGGAGGAGUUUCUUGUUUUGAUGAAGGACAUUUUUUCUCCCACGUGAUGGGUCGCUUACUAAAUUGUUGUGGGAGGAGAAAAAAGAUUCUUUUGGAUCUCAAGGAGUCCAUGCUCGGCCCCUUUAUGCUGCUUGCGUUACGAGGCGACAGCAGUUUUAUUCAGACUUUGGCAUUCAUGUUAGAAGUUGAGGUUCUGCAAGACGAAAAUGAAAAAUUACAGAUCAUUUCUACAUUAGAAAGCACCGAAGAAGGCAAACUGUGUUAUGAAGCUCUGUGUCAGAAAAAAGCCAAGUUCAGACAGAUGCAGGAAAAGGGGGGACCAACAGUACUUACCCUUCCUACAAAAUCGACGGAUGACGACUUGGCCCGUCUUCUCAAGUCUGGUUCUUUUGGUAACCUUCAGAGCCUAAACCUUGCCUUCACACAUGUAACCAGCGCUUGUGCUGAAUACUUGGUUCAACUGCCAGCCCUGCUACAUUUAAACCUUUGGUCCACACAGUUUGGUGAUAAAGGCUUGCACAUGGUGGCAGAGCAGCUGCACAACUUAGAGUCACUGAACCUGUGUGAGACGCCCGUGACGGAUGACGGACUGUCAUCCCUCGUGAUCAUGUCCAGUCUUCGAAAUCUGAACCUGAACAGCACCAGACUUUCGCCGACAACAUACGAAAAACUUAAGAAAUUGCCAAGACUGGAAGAGAUCGAUGUUCGGUACACGGAUGUUUGACUUUUGGUGUACCUGUCUGCACACAAGCAGUAGAUGCAUCCGUGACCUUGUCAAGUUGAAUGAGUUUUACUCUCCUCCCCCCAGUUUCCAAGGGCCUGUGAGGCUGUCUUAACAGCUCAACCGUGAUUAUCUGUGGAGGACUGCACACAAGUACUUUCUUAAUAGAUCACCGAUCAUGUAACAUAGUUACCGUAUUUAGCUUUGAAACUUUAGAGUAGCUCCGAACUUGAU